AUGGGCAAAGUUCAUCUCCACGUGUGUAUCGUUGGCGCGGGCCUGGGUGGUCUAGCUGCCGCAAUCUCAAUCGUCAGAGGCGGCCACAAAGUCACAAUCCUCGAACAAGCUCCCGCCCUGGGAGAGGUCGGCGCUGGGAUCCAGGUUCCCCCGAACAGCACCCGCAUUCUGUCCCGCUGGGGUCUUCUGCCCGCCCUCGAAGCCGUCUCGGUGCGGCCACAAAGUUUCAUCCUGCGCUCCUACCGCGACGGCAAGGUCCUGUCGACCCAGCCCCUGAUUCCGCACUGUGAAUCCACCUACGGCUAUCCAUACCUGCACAUACACCGGGCCGAUUACCACCGAAUCCUCGUCGAAGAAGCCCGGCGUCAAGGGGUGGAGAUCAUCCUGGACUCGUUUGUAACCGAAAUCGAUUUUGCCACGCCAGCCGUGCACAUCAAGAACCGACCGGAGCCCUUUGUGGCAGACCUCAUCAUCGGCGCCGACGGCCUGAAGUCGGUCUGUCGAGAAGCCCUCCUGGGCCGCCCGGACCCGCCACACCUGACGGGCGAUCUGGCGUACCGCAUGGUCGUUCCCGCGGACCGGAUGCGCGAACACCCCGUGCUCCGCGACCUCGCCUCGACCCCGAACAUCAACUACUGGAUGGGCCCGGACAGCCACGCCGUGUGCUACCUGCUCAAGGGCGGCAACCUGUACAACGUCGUGAUCGCGUGCCCGGACAACCUGCCGGAGUUUGUGAACCAGCAAAAAGCCGACCGCGAGGAGAUGCACGCCCUGUUCGAGAAGUGGGACCCGCAGCUCCGCGCCCUGCUGGACCUGUGCAACGACACGUCGAAAUGGCGACUGCAGAACUCGCGCGAGAUGAGCAGCUGGAGUCACCCGGGAGGGCGGUUCACGCUGCUGGGCGACGCCUGCCACGCCACCCUCCCUUAUUUGGCCCAGGGCGCCGCGCAGGCCGUCGAGGACGGCGCCGUGCUGGGCCACCUGUUGGACAAGAUCGAGCGCCGCGGCCAACUCGCCGACGUGCUCGCCAUCUACGAGGGUCUCCGGAAGCCGCGCACCACGCGCGUCGUCACGGGCAGUUCGCACCUCGGGCGUGAAAUCUUCCAUCUCCACGACGGGCCUCGCCAGCGCGAACGGGACAGGCAGUUGCUCGCGUGGAACGACGCGCCCUUUGAGGGAUACCAGAAUCGAUGGCGCGAUCCCGUCUUUCAGCAGUUCUUGUUCGGGUAUGAUGCCCUGGAGGUCGUCGAGGACGCGUGGGCCAGAUAUCGCGAGGGACGCUUUCCCGGGACGAUCGGUCGAUUUGCCGACAACGAAGAUGAAGAUGAAGAUGAGGUUGUGCUGGCUCUGGCCGGGGCCAACGAGCUAGCCGAGCUGAGAAGGCAGGAGAGUACGAGUAGGGACAUCGGGGUCGGGGCGGCAGAGGCGAGGUUGUGA
This is a messenger RNA of Cladophialophora carrionii CBS 160.54, 1437 nucleotides long. RefSeq lists its product as uncharacterized. The record is from RefSeq and is a predicted model, not a curated record. Gene Ontology annotation, molecular function: monooxygenase activity; FAD binding. Gene Ontology annotation, biological process: secondary metabolite biosynthetic process. Bases 1 to 1437 code for a protein of 478 amino acids. Lineage: Eukaryota; Fungi; Ascomycota; Eurotiomycetes; Chaetothyriales; Herpotrichiellaceae. The transcript is spliced from 2 exons.